Biomphalaria glabrata is the source of this 2038-nucleotide messenger RNA. Its product is annotated as steroid 17-alpha-hydroxylase/17,20 lyase-like. Lineage: Eukaryota; Metazoa; Mollusca; Gastropoda; Planorbidae. The record is from RefSeq and is a predicted model, not a curated record. Gene Ontology annotation, molecular function: monooxygenase activity; heme binding; iron ion binding. The coding region runs from base 187 to 1728 and encodes 513 amino acids. The transcript is spliced from 8 exons.
UCCAAGACCCUGCAUAUAGGCUACAUGGAACGAGGUCGAAGGUCACUAAGCAUAACUGUGUCAAACGGUGUGUAGCGAGAACACAGUUGACGGGUAUCUAGAUAUUUAACACACCUCACUGCCUACCAGUGAGUUCAACAAGAGGAAUAAAAAAGGUGUCUGGUGUGGUGUCGACAGUGAAACGCAAUGAAUCUAGAUUGGAGCCCAACAACAUCUUACUUGCUGUACAGCUGUGUGGCCCUCGCUGUAACAUUUCUCUUUCACACAAUCCUCUCUAUGAAAUCAAGGAAACUGAACCAACCUCCAGGACCCAGGGGCCUUUCUUGCAUCGUCCAACUCCUGAGAGCCUCGUGGAACGAAUCCGUGCCUGAACUUGCUUUUACUUGGGCCAAGACUUAUGGCCCCAUCAUGUAUUUCAACGCUGGGGGGACCAAAUUCUGUUACCUCAACACCCCAGAACUUUCCAGACUUGUUCUGGCCGGGGAAGAUUACCGAGCGCUGACCUCUGACCGCGUGGGGAACUUUGUUUCAAAGUUCACGUGGUACGAUGGGAAAGAUUUGUUCUUCACCAAGUUUGACGUCAUACAGCGGAAGAAGAGAAAGCUGUUCCAUAGGGGCGUGGCGCUCUACGGGGACGGGGUGGAGAAAUUUGAGGCUAUCGUUGGUGGAGAGCUUGAUCUGGUCUUGGAACAUCUGGACAAGAUGGCUAGCACUGGGCAAGACGUGCAGAUGGACCAGGUCCUGUCUGAAGCAUUAAAAAAUAUUCUAGUAAUCCUUAUUAAUGGGGAAAAGCCUAGUUGUCCAGAGGAUGCUGACGCCAUUGUCGAGUAUGAUUUAGCAGUGAACAAGCUGGCUUCAGAAGACAUACACCUGGUCCUGAUGGCCGCGCCAUGGAUGAGGUACCUCCCUGGGAGGUAUAAGAGAGCGUGUGACAAAGUCAUCGAGACCCGAGAGAAAGCCGAGCGCAUAAUGUUCUCCAAAAUGAAGGAAACCUUUGACCCCAAAAAUCUCCGAGGAUUAACGGACGUGUUCCUGAAAAGCCGAGAAGAGCCAGGUUAUGAGUUUUUAAAAGAUGACCAACAUAUCAAAGGAGUUCUUACAAUGCUGUUUUUCGCAGCUCACCUGACCUCACGUGCCACGCUGCUCAACACGUUCUUGAUCUUGCUCCAUCACCCCGACGUCACGGCCAACAUCCAGGAUGAGAUAGAUCGAGUUCUGGGAGACAGACCAGCGAAAGUGGAAGACCGUCAGAUCAUGCACUACACUGAGGCAGUCAUUUUAGAGGUUCUACGGUAUACAACAUUUUUCCCCUUGAUCUGCAUACGCAAUGUGAAGACUGAUCUAAAAGUAGAAAACUAUGAUAUUCCGAAAGAUACUCUGAUCAUUUCUAACAUUGGCUACUUCCACCGCGACCCAAAAUAUUGGGAUGACCCAUGGUCAUUCAAGCCUGAACGUUUCUUAGAUGCCAAAGGCCAGAUACUACCUGCUGACCACUCAGUUCGAAAAAACCUUUUGUCUUUUGGUAUUGGGAACCGAAUGUGCCCUGGAGAGGUGUUCGCCAGGUCCAGAGUCUUUCUCUUCGUCACCAGGAUCCUUCAGAGAUAUGACGUCAUGCCACCUAAAUCAGAGCCUCUGGUUUCGUGCCACCCGGACAAUCGCGUCAAAAUGUUGGUCAGACAGACUCCGCCAUUCCGAUGUCAGUUGGUGCCACGCGGAAGCCCGAACUGACUGUAGUCUCGACUGUUGGUCUUUUGUCUCGAAAUGUGAUUUUCAAAUGUGUGCACUCAUGACUGACGCCUUUAUACCCAAGCAGUGAAACUUUUUGACAUGUUUCACAAGAGACUUUGAAGUAGCAACACUUAACAGUAAAAUGGCAAAAACAUUUACGUGUUCAGAUCAAAAAUCAUAUGAUUUGAACUGAUAAUAUCGUAAUCCAAUUUCAUGUGUGUUAUUUUCAAUAUAAAGUACUUAUUAUAUUAAGAAUAUUUUGUAAAACAAAAUGCAAAUAUAAAAAUGCAAAUAAAAAAAUGGAAUAGUA